Molecule: messenger RNA, 2003 nt
Organism: Salmo salar (Atlantic salmon)
Lineage: Eukaryota; Metazoa; Chordata; Actinopteri; Salmoniformes; Salmonidae
Gene: cirsr
Product: corepressor of RBPJ and splicing regulator
Biological process (GO): negative regulation of DNA-templated transcription
Cellular component (GO): nucleus
Molecular function (GO): transcription corepressor activity
Source: RefSeq, a predicted model, not a curated record
GACCUUGUUUUGGGUGUUUCCACUAGUUACCACAGCCACACAUUGGUUAUAUCGUAACAAUUCAUGAAAACAAACAUUUGCUUUGUGGUCUUAAUUUAUGGUUAGGCAUAAGAUUAACAGUGUGGUUAAUAUUAGGGUUAAAGUUAAGUUUAAAUCACAUUUUAAGAAGAAUAAAUUUUACAAAUAUGCGGGGUUUAGCACUUUGUGGCUGUGGUAACUAGUAACGACAGUUUUGUUUUUGUCAGCGCGAGUUUGCCAACAUUUCGCAUUUAAUCCCCUAGCUAGCUAACUAAUAUUAUUCAAUCAUGGGGAAGUCUUUUGCUAAUUUUAUGUGCAAGAAAGAUUUUCACCCUGCAUCUAAGUCAAAUAUAAAAAAGGUAUGGAUAGCAGAGCAGAAAUUAACAUUCGAGAAGAAGAAGCAGGAGGACCUCAUGAAUUCUUACCUAAAAGAACAAGACACCUACAACAACAGACUGUUGAUGGGAGAUGAUCGUGUGAAAAAUGGUCUCAACUUCAUGUAUGAAGCUCCACCUGGGGCAGACAAAGAAGAGACCAAAGAGGAAGGUGAAUCAGAAUACAAGUUUGAGUGGCAAAAGACGGCCCCUCGAGAGAAGUAUGCCAAGGAUGACAUGGCUAUUAGGGAUCAACCAUUUGGAAUUCAGGUUCGCAACGUGAGAUGCAUCAAGUGUCACAAAUGGGGCCAUGUGAAUACAGACAGAGAGUGCCCUCUCUUCGGCCUGUCUGGGAUCAAUGCCAGCGCUGCGCCCACAGAGGAAGCAGGUCCGUCGAUGCACCCCUCUGAGUUAAUGGCAGAGAUGCGGAACAGUGGAUUUGCCCUGAAGAAAUGUGUCCUUGGGAGAAAUUCUACUGUUUGUGAUCCAUCGCAGGAGUAUGUCGCCAGUGAAGAAGAGGAGGAUCCUGAGGUUGAAUUCCUGAAGUCGUUGACUACUAAACAGAAAGAGAAGCUCCUCAGGAAACUGGAUCGUCUAGAAAAGAAGGAGAAGAAGAAAGACAAGAAGGGCAAAAAGCAGCAGAAGAAGAAGAGUAAAGGAAGGCAGAAGAAGCGUGACAGCUCCAGUGAAAGCAGCAGCAGCAGUGAUGGUGACAGUGACUCAGACUCUGACAGCAACUCUAAGAGCCAGAAGAAGAAGAAGGGCAAGAGAAAGGACUCGUGUUGUGAUAACACGAAGAGUGAGGGACUAGUCAACAGUAAGACCAAGGCCGCCUCUCACAGGAGCAGGUCACGGAGCCCAACCUCCAGACAGAAACGGCACAAAGACGAUACCAGAGAGAAGAAACAAACAAGGCCUGAGCCAGGCAGGAGCGAGGGCAGAAAGUACAGUCCAGAGAGAAAGAUGAGGGUGGAAGAACGUCAGGAGAGACACAGACACGACAGCAGGGAGAGGCAGAGAACCAGCAGCAGCUCCCAGCCUGGCCCAGAAAGAAGCAGGAGCAGUGAGAGAGACAGGGAGGGAGGUAAAGACCAGGUUCACAGUAAGGAUGAGGGGAAAAGUAGACGAGAAAGGAAUAGGAGCAGAAGCAGAGAUGGAGUGAAGGAUAAAGCAGCAAAAGAGCGGAGCAGAAGCCACGAGCGCGGUAGAGAGAGGGGAGGUAAAGGGAGGAGCAGGAGCACAGGAAGAGAGAGGAAUACAAGCAGCAGCGGGGCAAAGGAUAAAGCAGCAGCAAAGGAGAGGAGUAGGAGCCGAGAUCGGGGGAGAGAGAGGGGGGGCAAAGGGAGGAGUAGAAGCAGGAGUACAGGCAGAGGGAGGGAGAAAAGAGCCAGAAGCCGAGAUAGAGCUGAGAGAAAGCGCUAAACUGUGAGAGUAGAUCAAUCUUACAAAGUGGGCCAGUAAUGACAUACCUUUUUAUUUUGCUGGCCUAAACAAAGUGAAUAUUUUUCGACACGAACGUGUAAUGUUUUCAAUGUUUUAUGAUGCUACUGUAAAAUAUCUUUUUUUUUUUCUUUGUGUGCUCACUUUAUUAAACAACACAUAGAAACCAAA